AUGGGCUGUGGGGUGUCGACGACGCAGAAACCGCAAAGGGUGGAAUAUUAUAACUACAAUGUCUUCGAUAAGAAGGAAAAGAAGAGGGACAAGACGGUGGACGAGUUUGAGGAGCGGACGAUGAAGCCACUGCCCGAGAAGACCGAGUUUGAGAAAAAGUUUAAGUGUGGUGCACCGACGUUUGUCAGUGAGGAUAUCACGCCCUGCUUUGAUAAUGGACUUCUCUACCGUAUUGUGAAGGACGAUGUAUGGGCGUUCUACAACGACACACGUAACUACGAGAUGCACGUGGAGUUUGCGUUUAGCCGGUCCUCUCUGAUCCGCGCACUGGGAAGCACGAAGGUGAAGCAGGUGAAGAAAGGCGCGGGCUACGUUGCCGUGGCCGUCGUGUAUCCCACAGAGACGGUUAUGUAUGUGAAAGGGUCUAUUAUCAGCUUUAAGAGCAAAAUCAAGGCUCUUCCGUUAUCAGAAGAAUACCUGCAGGGGCGGGUGCGCAUGUAUGGGCGGAUGGUAGAAUUGGAGAUGAAAGGGUUGCGGGAACUUUUGGAGGGAUUUCCCACCGACGAUGCAAUUCUCGCGGAGUGCGUUCGACAGACGUCACCGUUUAUUGACAUUCACUUUCCGCCCAAUCAGGACUCUAUUACACGUGGAUCCAACCGACCCAUGAAAACCGCAAUUUGGGCCCGCCCACAUAUGUAUCUUCCCGACACCUACUCUUCACUGGUGCGUAUCUUCCGCAAUACGAUCAGCCCAAUGAGGGUGGACUCGGGUGAGUUGGGAGACAGCUGGCUGGUGUGCGCCAUUGCCGCCCUCGCUGAGUACCCAGAGAUGGUGCGAAGCAUGUUUCAUCAUCCACGAAAGCCAGAGCUGACACCGGAGGAGCGGGCGCUUGGAGCAUACCGGGUGACGCUUAACAAACAUGGCUGGUGGAAGAAUAUAAUUGUGGAUGACUACCUGCCCGUUCUUGGUGGAAGGGCCAAGUACGCCGGAUCGCGUGAUGACCCGUGUGAGAUGUGGAUUUCCAUCCUGGAAAAGGCGUAUGCCAAGGUGCAUGGCAGCUACGCAAACAUCGUUGUCGGGGAUCCACUGCUUGCCUUGCAGGACCUCACGGGCUAUCCAACCACCCGCUACGAUGAAUCUUUUGCAAGUGAUAUGCAAACAGGCGAUACCGAGUUGCUUGAACGUCUGGAUCGCUACAAUCAGAGUGGGUACUACAUUGGGCUGAUCACGCCUGUUAGAGAUGUCGCGAACGAGGAGAAGGAGAACUUCUAUAAGGAGGCAGGCUUGAUGAUGGGUUAUAUGUAUACGGUUAGGGCAGUCCGCCGUUUUACAGAGGAAAAAAUUUACCUCUUGCGGAUUUGUAAUCCAUGGUCAGCGGCUGUGGAGUGGAAGGGAGACUGGAAUGCCAAUGAUCCCAAGUGGUCGGAGCACCCACACAUUGCUGAGGUCUGUGCGCCGGCUAACUUAGAGUCUGGUACCUUCUGGAUGUCUUGGAGUGACGUCCAGCGGUACUUCGACGGUUGCGGUGUGGCGUUCAUCCGUUCAAAGGGUGUUGAUUACCGCAUUCGAGGCAACUUUGUCCACGGUGUUCCCGACUUCUGUGUUCAGCUCACCGUGAAGAAGACGAUGCGCAUUGGAUGCAUGCUCUCCCAGAAGGAUCGUCGUGGCACAGAAAAGGCGCAGGAUGAAUAUCCGCCGAUCAUGCUGACGCUAAGCAGCGGUCGCGGUUCCCUGGACACCAUGCAGGUGGAGUGCAACUCCAACCUGGAUGUGGACAACCCCAGCAACCAGUUCACCUUUAUGCAGAGUCGCGACGUGGGUAUGCUCUGCACCCUCACCCCGGAGUGCUCGCCGUAUCUCCUUAUUCCCCGUGUGAUCUCGGACGAGGCCGCCGUGCCGUACACCCUUAGCCUUUUCUUCGAUGACAAGCUCGGGGGCAGCGUCAAGGCAGUGCUCCAGGCGCUUCCCCCAGACAACCAGGUCUUCGCCAACUUCCCCUCCUUCUCGGGUAAGGGCACGCCCGUGACGGCGACGUUUCAGGUGCACCGCCCCGACACCGGGUACCCACCGAAAUACACGAACAGGGAGCUCACGGAGAGCACGAAUGCGCCGAAGGAAAACAAGAGGGUGACGAAGGAGCUUACAACGCAGCCCAUUACGAACGGAAGUGCCGUGUACUCCUAG
This is a messenger RNA of Trypanosoma rangeli, 2184 nucleotides long. RefSeq names its product calpain. The transcript has a single exon. The record is from RefSeq and is a predicted model, not a curated record. Lineage: Eukaryota; Euglenozoa; Kinetoplastea; Trypanosomatida; Trypanosomatidae. Gene Ontology annotation, biological process: proteolysis. The coding region runs from base 1 to 2184 and encodes 727 amino acids. Gene Ontology annotation, molecular function: calcium-dependent cysteine-type endopeptidase activity.